Molecule: messenger RNA, 7043 nt
Organism: Temnothorax curvispinosus
Lineage: Eukaryota; Metazoa; Arthropoda; Insecta; Hymenoptera; Formicidae
Product: regulating synaptic membrane exocytosis protein 2-like
Exons: 23
Coding region: 708-4091 (1127 amino acids)
Biological process (GO): positive regulation of synaptic transmission; regulation of membrane potential; calcium ion-regulated exocytosis of neurotransmitter
Cellular component (GO): presynaptic membrane; cytoskeleton of presynaptic active zone
Molecular function (GO): transmembrane transporter binding; small GTPase binding
Source: RefSeq, a predicted model, not a curated record
AGGUGAGGCACAGAGUGGUGGCGGUUCUCCGGUGGGAGAAACGGUGGACCCGGGCAGUGCAAGCCGGGCUGCCUGCCCGACGAUACGGUCGCUCUGUUGGGGGUGUCGCGGUAAUUUGUCUCUUUUUUUUUCUCUCUGCACGCGCAGGCUGAGCUUGGUAUCCCGCUCGUACGAGAUACGUCGGUUUUCCCUCUCUCUUUCUCUCUCUUCUCUUCUCUCUUUCGGGCGCUUCCGGCGUGCAUCAGUCGGGCCGUGUCUUAUCGGGAGGGGAAAAGUGGGCGCCGCUACCUGUGUCAAGACAAUACCGGAGAGCACGUGCAUCCGUGCGAAAGGGAGCCGAAGAGCGUGCUCGAGGGAUCGUACACGCAUCCCCUCUUGGAAGCUCGUGCCGCUGGACAAGUAACAGAGUCGCGUGACAACACACCGGAGCCACUUCGUGUCUCUUUGAAGGCGAGUGAUAAUGAUCGCAGAAGAUGCUUUCACGGCAGAAGGGCGAGCCGCACGGCUCCAUCAUACGCUAAUUAAGAUUCUGCAAAUCUAAAGACAUCACACGGAACUGUGAGCCAAGGUCGGCGAUCGCGAAUCAGCAGCAAUCACGGGCCUUUAUGCCGGUACUCAGCAUCAGGAAGUGACAAGAGGCGCAACUGGGAUUUAGGAAUCCUCUGUUUCCUCCAUUGAGAAUAGGCGAGAUUGAAACAGCCGUCAAGAUGGAUUUCAUGUCCUUAAUGAAGAAGAUGGGAAUUUCGGAUGGGAAGCAACAGGAAGUAAAGACAGAAGAAAGUGGAACCUUAAGUAAAUUUCUAACCUGGAACAUGACGGGAAAAGCGACGAAGUCGGCCAAGGUCACCCCGGUGGAGGACACUCAACCCAAAGAGGAUUCCACCACCAUUGAAUUUUUAAAACCAAAGUCAGAAACGGUCAAGACAAGCAGCGGGGACGACUGCAGGGUAUGCCGGAAGUCGUUCGGCCCCGAGGAAGUCUCGCGAACUUGUUGCGAGUGUCAACAUAAGGUCUGCGAGGACUGCGCCUCGUAUUCGACGACAACGAAUUCCGACGAUCCGUCUUCCUGGCGAUGUAGCGUUUGCCGUCGAAAGAUCGCCUCGAGGGACCAGCCGAUAGUGACACAGGAAUCCACAGAUUCGAUGCUAGACGUGCCGUGCUUGGAGACACUUCACAGGAGGCACAGUGACGCCCGACUAGGUCCUACCGGUAGUCAGAUAGGCACGCUUGGAAGUGGAUUGGCUCCGCCACGAACUCCGGAAAUCCGAAGACAUUCCGACGUUUCGCCAGCUAGUCUCAAGGAAUUGGAGAAGUUUCGAAAGGUUGCAGGGGAACGCCAGAGAGAGGAUCUCAGAUGGGAGCGCGACCUGGACCGGAAGAGCAAGUCGAGGGGCGGCUCGCCUGAUCGCCAUCAAGCCUCCGACAGAGGAAGAGCGACCAGCCCUCAGAGAGUCGUCAUGCCGGCCCAGACUGGCGUCGAGCAGGAAAGCGGAGAUCUGGACGACGAGGAGGAACGUCGACGUCGCGCUCGUCGCGGAGGCGGUACGGUCCGCCGUAAAUCUCGUGUGACCAGGCAGAGGUCUUAUGACGACGAGAUCAAAACGGCGGCCGCGAUGGCUGCCGGUGGGACGCAGCCCACGCAUCCUGAUACCGGCCUAGGACUUCCGGCUCAAUUACCAAGACGAGCGUCCGCCUACGACGUUUACGCCGUGCCCGGAAGUAGCGGCCUUAAUGCAAUGACCAUCGCCACCGCCCAACAAAGAGCCUCCAUUUCGGCGCAAGGCACCCGAGAACCUGAAGAACGGCCUGUAACUCGCAGGUCCUCCUUCCGCGCCGUGAAACCAGUGAUGCCAUACGACGUCGCGGCCGACGAUGAGAAGAUGAUUAAGCUAGACUCGUCAUCUGCACCUGCAGUGGCACCGCCUGUGUCUCAACCUGCUCUUAUACCCGAUGAAGAAAGACGCAAUCGACGAAGAGGCUCCCAAUUACCCGACAUAAACGCGAUAAGAGCGUUAACUUCGGCUCAACCAGGAGCGAAAGGUGCCCCUGCGGUAGCUGUUAGCAGGGUUGCAGCUGAAGAACGUGAAUUGCCUAGGCAGGGAAGUCUGGUCGACGGGGAAGGCAUCAAAAUCGUUAUUCAUGAUGUCGACAGUGAUCUUGCUCCACGGAUGAAUCCGAAGAGGAGGGUAAAGCUGAGGAGAGAUCCGGUUAUGGACAAAGGACACAGAACGCGUGGAUUUGGCAUGAGGGUGGUAGGCGGCAAGACGGGGUCGGACGGGCGCACCUUCGCGUGUAUCGUGUGGACCGUGCCGGGUGGCCCCGCCGAGAAAGCUGGAUUGCAACAAGGCGACAAGGUGCUAGAAUGGUCCGGCAUGUCUCUGAUCGAUCGGAGUUUCGAGGAGGUGCAGCAGAUAAUCGAACGGACCGACGACAUGGCGGAAUUGGUGGUGGAGCAUACGACCGAUAUCACUGGAGAGAUGCUUGACGAUCCGCAAUCCGGAAAAACACCUACAAAUUUGGGCCUGCUGAUGGAAACCGAAACGGAGAAAGCGCCAACGUCGCCGACGCGCAGGAAACUGCCAAAGACGCCGGAACAAAUAGCGAAGGAGAGGCAGGUGACCGGCCGCAUACAGAUCCAGGUUUCGUACGAGACGGAACGCAAAGAAUUGGUCGUUUCGGUUUUCAUGGCCGACGACUUAUGUGCGCGAGAAGACACCGGAUUCGGUACCUUGCCGGAGGCUUUCGCAAAGCUUAUCCUUGCUCCACCAUCCGGCAAUGCAACUCCGCUGAAAACUAUCGUAGCUGAGCCGACCCAGAAACCUAUCUGGAACGCUACAUUGUUCUUUACUGGAGUUGAUGGCGAGAGCCUGAUGGAACGUGCGAUCGAGGUGACUCUCUGGGAUUACUGUCCCGAUGGCGAUAAUGUGUUCCUUGGUGAAUGCACUGUCGAUGUUCAGCGAGCGCUUGAAAAUGAUAGAGCAGUUUGGUAUCGGCUGGAGGAUCCACGCGGGCUUCGAACAGGCAAGUCGCCGUAUUGCUCGCCGCGCGGUUCGCUAUCGAUGGAGGUCGCCCAGAGAUUAUUUAGGAAGGAGCUGCGGGAUCGUAGCUACAGCGACGAUACGCAGAGCGACAGCGGUAGCCCGGAGUUCUGCUUCCUGCAUCCGGACCAUGCCUGGCACGCCAAUUCCAGACGCGGUUCCAGCCAAUCCGAGCAACUCGAGGUCGAGCCUUAUGAGCUCAACCGGGAUUACAGCAGAUCUCUGCCGGGUAGCCGCAGAAGCAGCUUCCAGAGUCAAGGCGGCACCGACAGCAAACGUGGAAGCAUGGGCGAGGCUGACAUGCCGGCUAUAGUGCAUUACAAUCGCGAUCGGCGGCGAAGCUCAUUCACCAGACCGAUGAGGGAUCCCGAGGAGAUCCUGGAGGGUCUGCGAGCGUUGAAGGCGACCAAAGGCGAACUCAGCAGGACCAUGAGUCUCUCCGGCGACAAGAAACGCGGCAGCCGGCGGGGUGAGCGCAAAGACAGCGUCAAGGAGAUUCCUGAGAGAUUUUACGAUCGAAAUAGCGAAUCCGACGAAGACGAGAAAUGGAGUCAGUCAGCGAGAAAUGAAAAUGGCGUCAAUCUGAAACUGGGUCGCGGACAGUUGCUGCCAAAAGGAUACAAAAUAAUCAGUGGAGCACAGAACGGCGAAGUACAGCUGGGCUUCUACAUGUGCAAGGGAACUCUCGAGGUCGAAGUUAUCUGCGCGAGGGAUAUUUGUCCCGACGAGAAGGAGGAGCCAGAUACUUACGUGAAGACGUACUUGCGCGAGCGAGACGGCGACAAGUGGUUGCAGAAGCGCAAGACUCGCGUGGUGCGACAUUCGAAGACUCCGCAGUAUCGGCAGACGCUGAAAUACGGACGCUCCGACACCAUUCAGAGCAGGCACUUGCUGGUGAUGCUGUGGGAGAAGAAGCAGGGCUUCGAGAGCAACCAGGGCCUGGGCGGCGCCGAAGUGGAUCUCGAUCUGCUGCCGCCCAAGGAAUUUAUCUUCGACUGGUAUCCGCUCUUCCCGAUCCACACCCUCGGCCAUCACAACGCGGACUCGCCAUGAUGGUUAAGGGAAAAGUGGGCCCUCGAGGCCGGCGAGCUCGACCUCAGAUUGAGCCUUUUGCUCAAGGACGAGGGCGAGUCCGUCGUCAAGAUCAUCUCUUGAUGGAAAUCGUGGCUGAUCACGUGGCAAUGUCGGCUAGUUCGAAUACAACGCGAUCUCGAUCUUCGCGAGACAACGGCACUCUUUAUUAUUACAAGUCCUUGAGUGCAGCGACGAGGCUUACGUUUUGUCCCAAAAGGCAAAUGAAGUUCGCAUCGACGAAGUUUCAGUUUUUCUAUGUUGCCGCAACACUUUUCAAUUAUAAUUAAUCACAAUAACAUGCGGAUACAGGUAGAAAAACACUUUUAUUAAUUAAUCGACACUCAUAAUUUGCUGGUAUUAAGUCGAUUAAUGUAUUUUAAUUUAAUAAUUGUUAUUUAAUUAAAAAUGCAAACAAACAAGUAAUGAACAAAUCUUUCAGUUAAAUAUUUGAUUAUUUAUUGGCAUUUACAUAUGAUAGAAGAAAUAUGUGUUUCUAGAAAAAAAUUGGAUAUUAUUAAAAUAUUAUAGCAAAAGUUUUUAUCUUUUUUUUCUAACAUAAAUCUAAAGUUAAAACAAAUGUCGCAUAAGAACUUCAGAUUGCUCAUCGCAAUGUAAAAAAAGCGAUUUUCAAAAAUAAUAAGAUCAAUCUGUAACAUGGAUCGAUCAUACGUGUUGUAUGACAAACGACUUAAUUAAUUGAAAAAAAUCGGUAAUCAUGCAUAGCAUAAAAACCGGAAGACAAUCAACUUCAGAUGGUUUAUACAAUUGUUCGAGAAGACAAUCAACUUAAAAAAUUGUAAAGACAUAAUAAUGCUUCCAUUGAACUUACGCUUGUCGGGCGAUGUCAGCGUCAGCGUCGUCGCAUUUUAAACUUUGCGAAGAGGUAAAUAGAUUCAAGAGAACCGAGUUCCUUCGAUUAACGCCUUUCGAUAUCUGUGAGUGUUUUGUCGGUACUCGCAGUGAUUUUAGCAAUAAAGGUGUACCUGUGCAAGUCUUGUUCGCACGAAGCAACAGGGACAAAGGAAGAAAAGGUACGAAAAGUUUAUUUUUCGACGAGUAACUACAGAGGCGAGCGGAAGGCAGCCAUGUAUCCUGAUGAAAUGAUAAGGGUCCAUUUUUCCCAAAACAAAUAUAAUAUCGAAUGUGCGAAGCGAAACUCGAUCGACAUCUGCCGCCGACGGCGGUCUCAUCUGGUUGAUCCAGUCAGUGAUUCGAUCGAAUUUCGCACGUACUAAUUCAAAUAUCGAUACUUAAAGGUCAACGGGGAUAUAGAGCCUGUUUGAUCUUCCUACGUCGACGAGGCGUUUUCAGGAUUCGCGUUUCUCUCUAACGUAGAUAUUCGAUUUGGAAUGCAAAACAGAAGUUUGCAACAAUAUAGUAAACGAUUACAAUCUCUUCAUUCUGCUUUAAUGAUCGACAUGUAGUUAUGAAUUGUGUUGUCUUCUGUUGUUCUCUUACAUUAGACAUAUAUAAAUGUUAAUUUUCACAAAUAUUAUAUCGACAUAAACUGUUACGAAAUAAAAAGUCGACAUAAACUAUUACGAAAUAAUCUCAAAUUAUAAAAAUUCAGAAUUUUUUUCGAGUGAAAUGCCUCGAUCGGCGUAACUAUUUAAUGGUAGACAAUCGUUUCAAGGCUCGCUGGCCGAGCCAAUGAUAUAAAAAGAGGUUGAGGCGGUGGCGAGACGAGCGGAUGAGUCCCCGAAGAUAACUUCGCGGCCAACUUGAUUAAUAACCAACCAAACUCGGUGUUUUAGAAGUCGCACAAUUUUUGUAGCUCGUAGACUGAUUAGACGGGACGGACAGGCGGAUUUCUUCGACCUUUCUCAGAUGUAACGCUGACGUCCCGUUUUGCGUAGCGUCUCGAAGAUCACCAUGAUCCCACGAAGCAAUCUCGAGCAGUUUGAUUGGCUAUGAAAAAAAAAAGAAAAGAGGAAAAAAUUGGCAGAGAUGACGAGGGAAGAGAUGUACGGCGAAAAUUCCAACACGAGCUUAAUCUAUCGCUUCGGGAUAAUUUACGGGAUGAUUCUCGGGACGCCUUAAUGUGAAUGUUUAAGUCCUACAAUGUCCCGCGACGAGAUUAUGGACAUAAUGGAUUGUCCAGAAUUUAUUGCGCUUACCCCGCCCGAGUAAUUAGUGAUAGGUAAUAAACGUGAUAAUAUCGUAAAACAGAAUUAAUUAAUGAUCACGCAGCAUUCUCACGAUAUGAUCCACGAGUCCCGCGGUAAAACGAAGUUGAAGUCACAAAUUUAUUAUUAUAUAUUGAGUGUGACGCGUGCACAGACGAUGGAACACGCGGCGGUACUUAAGUGAUGUGGUGUAUGUGUAUAACUUGGUAUAACGUGAAGCUUACGGCGUCGAUAUCGAUCCGGGAUGUGGUAUACACAUGCAUAUACCCUAUAUAAAUAUACUACAUAUUAUUACGAUCCGCGGGGAAACUGUAACGAAGGAUAAUCAAAAUGUACAUGUGUUUAAAUGAUACGAUUAAGGAUAAAUACGAUGUCACUGUCCCAUAUCAUUAAAACUCGGUGUUAACGAUGUAGAUGUUUAAGGGAUGUCAACGAAAGUUUAAUCGAAAAUUUAUUUUCGCAAGUCCUUUUCGAGACGAAAUUCUUUACAUAUACAUGUGCAGUUCUUAUAUUACUACACGCCUCCGUUAAUUCCACCUUUUUGUAAAUAUUGGACCUCUGUAAAAUAUCAGGCUCUGAUUCUCUUUUCUUUACGUAAAUUUUUACUUAUUUAUUAUUAACUUCGAGUCUUUAAGAUCCAAUAGUUAAGACAAAUCUUACAAUUCCUUUGAGAAUUCCUUUGCAAUCUGUAAACGGCAGACUUUUGAUCGAAAAGACGCGCAGGCGGAAUCGCGAGCGCCCAAGCAUCAAGAAAGUAAUUUUUUACUUAAAACACACAGAGCGGGAGAGCCUGGCCCGAAAAAAA